Molecule: messenger RNA, 2113 nt
Organism: Sorghum bicolor (sorghum)
Lineage: Eukaryota; Viridiplantae; Streptophyta; Magnoliopsida; Poales; Poaceae
Product: probable serine/threonine-protein kinase PBL16
Exons: 2
Coding region: 548-1699 (383 amino acids)
Biological process (GO): protein phosphorylation
Molecular function (GO): protein kinase activity; ATP binding
Source: RefSeq, a predicted model, not a curated record
CUGCAUGAGUGUGUUUUUUUUUUGUGUGUGUCAUGAUGAAAGCUAUGAUAUGACGAUGCUGAUGCUGAUGAUAAAGCACGGAAAGUGAUGUCCCACUGGAAAAACGUCCUGCUCCGGCUACCUCCUCCUCCGACUCUUCUCCCUCCGGCCGUUGGAAGGGAGGAGGAGGACGACUGCACUGGGGGCUCAAAGCGAAAUAGCAUCGCCACCAGCUUCCAUCUUUCUCCCUCCUCCAUCCAUCUCCCUCUCUUCCUUCCUCCUGACGGAAGCCGGUUCCGCCGUCCUGCUCUUGCUCACCUCGACAGCUCGGCAACCCCGCGGAAACCGAGAGGAAACCAGCCGUCAUCUUCUUGGUUGCUCGGUGGUGCUCUGUCGUUUGUUUCGCUCCUGCAGCAACAGCAGCAGCAGCUGGUGCUGUUCUUGCUUCGGCUUCAGAGAGACAACCAGCGCCCAGCGGAUUGGCUUGCCUCCGUUCGUUCUCGGUGCUCGGUGAAGAGAGGGUUGGAGAUUGAGAUCGGAAGGCACAAGGAUUGUUGUUUUGUUUGCCAUGGGGAACUGCUUGGGGGGCAGCCCCGCCUACGUCAACAAGGUCUCCUCCACUGCAAAGCCAGAGGAGACUCUUCCUAAGGUCCAGAGCCCGUCGGAAGUGGACCGGAGCGACGACCGCAAGCUGCCCUCGAACCCCGGCGAGGUGGAGGCCCUGCGGCGGGGCGCGUCGGCGGCGGCGCGGAACCCGCUGGUGGCCUUCUCCUUCUCCGAGCUCAGGAAGGUGGCCAACGACUUCCGCAAGGAGGCGCUCAUCGGCGGCGGCGGGUUCGGCCGUGUCUACAAGGGUUCCUUCGCGCCGCCAGCCGCCACCACCACCACCACCACCCUGCCGGUGGCCAUCAAGGUGCACGACGGCGACAACAGCUUCCAGGGCCACCGCGAGUGGCUGGCGGAGGUGAUCUUCCUGGGCCAGCUGUCGCACCCGAACCUGGUGAAGCUGGUGGGCUACUGCUGCGAGGGCGACCACCGCGUGCUGGUGUACGAGUACAUGGCGCUGGGCAGCGUGGAGUCGCACCUCUUCUCCCGAACGUCGCCGCCGCUCCCCUGGUCGACGCGGAUGAAGAUCGCGCUGGGCGCCGCCCGGGGCCUCGCGUUCCUCCACGACGCCGAGCCACGCCCCGUGAUCUACCGCGACUUCAAGACCUCCAACAUCCUGCUCGACGCCGACUUCAACGCCAAGCUCUCCGACUUCGGCCUCGCCAAGGACGGGCCCGUCGGGGAGCAGUCGCACGUGUCCACGCGCGUCAUGGGCACCUACGGCUACGCCGCGCCGGAGUACAUGAUGACGGGACACCUCACGGCGUCCAGCGACGUGUACAGCUACGGCGUCGUCCUGCUCGAGCUGCUCACGGGCCGGCGGUCGCUGGACCGGUCGCGCCCGCCGAGGGAGCAGGCGCUCACCGACUGGGCGCUCCCGGCGCUGCCGCACAAGAAGCGCGUGCAGGGCAUCGUGGACCCAAGGCUGGCGGGCGGCGCCGGCGGGUGGGACGACCCGCCGCCCGCAAGGGCCGUGCAGAAGACGGCCAUGCUCGCGUACCACUGCCUCAACCGCAACCCCAAGGCGCGGCCGCUCAUGCGCGACGUCGUCGCGUCGCUGGAGCCGCUACAGCAGCCACCCGAGGACCCUGCAGACGCGCACGCCGCCGUGUGAGUGUUCUGUCCAGAGGCUUUGUCGAUCGGAGAGCCAAUGCGAGGUGGUGCUGGCCGGAUGCAGCAGGAACGCCGCCGGCCGGUCGGGGCUGUCCUUGUCCUGUCCGGCUGUCCGUGGAACGAACGAAGCAGGGCAACGCCAUCAUCGAUGAUGUGACUGAUAGAUUGGUCGGUAGUACAGUAGCUUAUUAGCAGCUAGGCAGCGCUUGAUGGGCAGAGACGACGAUACAUGCAUCAUUGCUUCUUCAUUGUUUCCAGUUAGUUAUCGACGCGACCGGUUCCGGUUGCGGCCGGUUGUGCUCAACAACAACUAGCUAAGCUAGCGCUGCUGGUACACCAACACCAAGACCAUUGUAUGCACGCAAAUCUGGAGCUUUUCGUCCAUUACAUUUCUCGAGCUUGACCCUCUAGCUUA